Molecule: messenger RNA, 1453 nt
Organism: Anopheles merus
Lineage: Eukaryota; Metazoa; Arthropoda; Insecta; Diptera; Culicidae
Gene: Uqcc1
Product: ubiquinol-cytochrome-c reductase complex assembly factor 1
Exons: 3
Coding region: 124-942 (272 amino acids)
Biological process (GO): mitochondrial respiratory chain complex III assembly
Cellular component (GO): mitochondrion
Source: RefSeq, a predicted model, not a curated record
CUCCCAUAAUCCGUGGCCUUUGAUUAUUCGUGCAGUACAGGUGUUGUGAAAUGCGAAAGUAUUGCAUGCUUCACAGCAAAUAAUAUAAAAAUAGUGCAAAAGUAUUACGAAAUUCGCAAUAAGAUGAUUCGAGCCACGAGCAGGCUCACAGGAUCGCUUUGCCGCGAGGUUCGCGUGGGGUUCGCCGUAAAUCUGGUGCAUUCGGAAAACCGGACCCCAACCGAAUUAGGUUGCUCAUAUGUUGCUCACCGAUGUCCCACAACUACAAUCCGAAAUGCGCGAAAGAUAUAUACCGGACGUAUAUUGGCCACUGUAUCGACGAAUGUGCACGAUGUGGAAUCUAAAGAUGGCUUUCUGAAACGAUUUAUUAAGAAAAUGGGAUGGAUUGAUAAUUCUGCUACAAGAUUGCGCGUUUCCAGCUGUUUACUUUACGAAUCCGUCGUUGACCAUAUCAACUAUUCGCAGUUCUUCGAGUACUUCAAUAUGCCAGAUACGUUCAAUACCUGGUUCUUGAUCACGGAACUGCAUGUAUGGAUGUUGCUUGUACGGUCGAUGGCAGAAGGGGAUGAAAAGGGCGCCGCUGGACGAUUUAUGCGUAAUUGCAUCGUAGAAACCAUGUGGAAUGAUGUGACUACCCGCGCCAAACAACUGACAAUGGACAACCCAUCGGCGGUGCGUCCUCAAAUACAGCAACUCUCCGAACAGUUCCAGGCAGCGCUGAUAUCGUACGACGAGGGUAUUAGCUACGACGAUAAAGCGCUAGCGGCUGCUUUGUGGCGCCGGUUUUUGGGCGGACGAUGUGACGACUACGAAAAGCUGGAGCUCUUGGUCGGAUAUGUACGCAAGCAGGUCUCGAUGCUUGAUCAGCUAAGCAGAUACGAUUUUGCUAUCAAACCAGCGAUCAAAUGGGCACCAUUAGUAGAAAGUAAACAACCAACAUAGCCUAAACGGUCAAAAGAUUGAACGAGUUUUCGGAUCCAGGCUAUGCACUGCCGUAUGUACUACCCGAGGCCGAAUGGUUCGAGAAAGUAGUUCUAUGUAAAGGUAUGUGCAUUAUUUAUACAUAGCAGAACAUGUCGUUCGGUUGAAAUGUGAUGUACCUGUAGGCGAUGGUGCGCAUAAGGGAUGAAAUGAAAUAAUUUAUCUGUGUUGUGAAGCGUACUUCUAUGUUUUACUUCCACAUGAAUAACAACAAUCUUAAAGCAAUCCAUUUUAAAUUCGUGUACAACAGUGCAAAAACAAAUCUUUUUGAUAUUUUUUUGUUCAAAUUCUUAACAGCAAACAAACAUCAAACAAAGUUAAACUUUUCAGUUUUAAGAUUUCUUUCAAUUUGUCCGUAUAUAACGGAUUGCACGAUUAGCUCAACCAAAUAGAUUAAUUAGUGUAAAGUAGCUAUUUGAAUCCUGAAAAUUAGUUGAAUAAUAACGAAAAUAAAAUGACUCGUUCGUCAGCA